UCCCAUUAAGAUGGAGUCGUUUGUUUCUCAGAAUCUGGGAGAAAUUUUCUACCAAAACUUGAAAGCAAUUGACGCUAAAACGAUAGCAAUGAUCAAUAAAGUUAACAACGAAAGAAUUUCCUACAGAGAAUUGUUCGUCGCGAGUUUGAAAACUGCUCGUAAGUUGAAAGAUAUGGGUAUCAAGGAAGGAGACGUCGUGGGAAUUGUGAGCGAUAACCGCUUAGAGUAUUUUGUACCAAUCUUUGCGUGCUUCUAUCUAAGCGCCAUCGUUCAUCCGACGAGUUCUAGUUAUCUUAUAUCUGAAUUGAAGUUUGCUUAUAGAAAUAGCAAACCUAAAGUUAUUUUCACUUCGAACAACAAUAUCAGGAAAAUAAUAGAACUGCAGAGCUAUACGGAUUACCUCAAGGAUAUAAUAAAUUUCGAUGAUAACUAUUUGGAUAUUAUAAAUGGUGAUGCAAUUUUGGAAUCAAUUGAAAAGUUUUCGGAUUGCGAUAGAAAGACGGCAGCAAUUCUGAAUUCUUCUGGUACAACGGGACAACCAAAAGCAGUGGUUAUAACACAAGGAAACUUGAAAUUUACAAUGAACCAUUUGAAGUAUCCAUUUAUUUCGUAUUCGUCUGAUACCGUUGUUAUAGGAUUGAUGCCCUUCUAUCACUUUUUAGGGUUAUUGCAAACAAUAACAAUUUUUAAUUAUCGUGCUAAGAUUGUUCUUCUUCCGAAAUUUGAACCUGUUCCGUUUUGUGAGAUUAUAGAAGAAUAUAAGUUGUCUUUUUUGUUAAUUGUUCCAUCGAUUGGCGACUUCCUUGCCAAACAUCCCAUUGUUGAUAAAUAUAAUUUAAAGUCUGUUAAAGACAUCAUUUGCGCUGGUGCUGCUCUUGGUUAUGAAAUUCAAACUAUUUUGGAGAAAAAAUUCAACUGUGCGGUGCGACAAGUGUAUGGAAUGACAGAGGUUAGCGGCAUUGCAAUUGCCUGCGUUCUAGGGAAAAAAUGCAAACCAGGAAGCAUCGGUACGCCACUGUCUGAUGUAGAAAUCGCAGUGAUUGAUUCUCAAACGAAAAAUACCUUAGGCGCAAAUGAGCCAGGCGAAAUUUGCGUAAAGGGCGAUCUGGUUAUGAAAGAGUAUUUAGGAAAUGCCGAAGCAACUCGAGCCACUAUAGACGAACGAGGUUUCUUGCAUACCGGCGACAUCGGUUAUUUUGAUGAAGAAGGUUACUUCUUCAUUAUUGACAGAUUGAAAGAUUUGAUCAAAUACAAAAGCUUUCAGGUUUCUCCUGUAGAAUUGGAGGAUGUUCUUAGGUCUCACAACGUGAUAGUAGAUGCCGGAGUUGUUGGGGUACCAGAUCAAAGAGCUGGCGAACUACCAAUGGCAUUCGUUGUCAAAGUGAAAAACUCUAAGCUAUCCGAACAAAAUGUUAUAGAUUAUGUUGCAGAACGUAUCUCCGUUCAAAAACAUCUGCACGGCGGUGUAAGGUUCAUCGACAAACUACCCAAAAGUUCUACAGGGAAGUUACUGAGGAAGCAACUUCGCGAAAUGAUAUAAUAAAAU
Messenger RNA from Nicrophorus vespilloides, 1546 nucleotides. Its product is annotated as 4-coumarate--CoA ligase 1-like. Gene Ontology annotation, molecular function: long-chain fatty acid-CoA ligase activity. NCBI's taxonomy places the organism in Eukaryota, Metazoa, Arthropoda, Insecta, Coleoptera, Silphidae. The transcript is spliced from 7 exons. Gene Ontology annotation, biological process: fatty-acyl-CoA biosynthetic process; long-chain fatty acid metabolic process. The record is from RefSeq and is a predicted model, not a curated record. Bases 11 to 1540 code for a protein of 509 amino acids.